UGUCCGCUGAUCCCGAGUGCGGUGAGAGCGCGUGCGGCAGGCGGGAGUAAGGGGGACGGUGACGGUAUCGCGGGCGCCCGCGACAAUCGGCGAGGUAGCUCGCGCAGUGCCGCGGUGCACGAGGAGACCCCCGGUCGGGUUGCCCGGCGCCGUUGCGUCGCGAACGACGAUGUCGGCCGAACUCGCGGCGACGGGCGAGCGGCGGACCCGCGACGACGCCGCCGUCACGUACGUGGGACGCGCGUUCCUGCUGCUGAGCCUCCUCGCGCUGCUCCAGUCGACGCCGCCGGCGGCCGCCGGCGACUCCCUGGGCGAUCCGUACAAAAUACUGGGCGUGUCGAAGCACGCGACGGUGCAGGACAUUCGCAAGGCGUACAAGCACCUCGUCAAGGAAUGGCAUCCAGACAAAACUGAUCAUCCGAUGGCCGAGGACAAAUUUGUGGAGAUAACGAAAGCUUACGAGCUUUUAACAGAUCCGGAGAGAAGGAGGAAGUUUGAUAAUCACGGAAUCACAGAGGAGGGUAUCCCCAGGCAAAGGAGAGACAACAGUCACUUCAACGUUCUCGAUCCGCUGGAAGAAUUGUUUACCAGUAAUUUUAAAUUCCACUAUCAGAGCAGGGACAUCACGCUGUUCCACAAGAUGAGCAUCACAUAUCGAUCGUUCGAGAACGUGAUAGUGCCCAAGACUUACCGCAUGCCGUAUUUAAUCCUGUUUUACUCCGACUGGUGCAUCAUGUGUCUGCAAGCGGAGCCUACUUGGAGACGACUGAUCGACGAGCUGGAGCCGCUGGGACUCGGCUUGGCUACGGCGCACGCCAAGAAGGAGUCCACUUUGGCGAGGAGGCUCGGCGUCCACUCUCUACCGUGUCUCGUCGUUAUCGUCGAUGGGCGCACCAGCAUCUACAAGGAAUCACUGUUUAGCAUUCAGAAAGUUGUUGAAUUUGUACGAAGUAGACUACCGUCUAAAUUAAUAAGUGCUAUUAGCGAUACCACCAUAGACAAUUUUCUGUCGGGCUGGACGGAUAAUCGAAUACGCGCUUUAAUAUUUGAGAAGAGAGACUUUAUUCGCUUGCGAUAUUUGCUUACGUCUUUUUACUAUAGAGAUCGGGCGGCUUUCGGCUUCGUUCAGAUCGGCAUACCGGAGACCGAAAACAUAACGUCGAAAUACAAGAUCUCGGGAGAACUAGACACCCUGCUGCUCUUCAACGAGAAUUCUGAGAAGCCCAUGGCGUCUGUUAGCAUGAAGGACAUUUCCAGCGAAACCAUGCAUAACAUUAUCGCCAACAAUAAGUUUCUCGUGCUACCGAGACUUUCGAAUCAGGCUAUGCUGGACUCUAUAUGCCCGCCUGAAUGGAUGAGGCCGCAGAAACGGUUGUGCGCCGUUUUAAUAUCUCAGCAAAACAGCCCACUGCACGACGUGGCUAGGCACAAAUUUAGACAAGCGGCACUGGAAUCUUCUUAUGGCACGGAACGCGUCAGGUACGCAUACGUGUUCAAAGAUACGCAACCUGAGUUUGUGUCGGCGUUAUCCGCUGGUGAAGGCAGUCCGCUGGAGCCUUUAUUACAUAUCGUCAUUAUAUGGAGACGAGAUGCCAAUCACUUGAAGUACGAAUGGCUCCCUCACGGUUGGGUCGAAGCCGUUCAGGAUGAUCGUGUAUGGAACGAGACGCGUAGACAUUUAGAGAAAACUAUACAAAGGCUGUUACGCGCCAGUGAGGCUUUACCAUACGCUGCUGUCGUAGGCGAAUUGGCGGACGAACACGCACAGGGUACUGUAGACAGAUUGAUAGGAAGGGCAUUAUUAGCAGUAGAUUAUAUAUCCGAUAAUCUGACAAAAGAGCAAAUUUUGUCUUUGAUAUCGGUACUAGUAACUCUCAUGCUAAUAGGAGUCGCGGGAUAUGGAAUGUCGUACCUAGUUAAGCUAGAGGAGGCAAGUGUCCACGCUGAACGUGUCCAGUGCAAUGACAAUGCCAAGCCGCUUCCGUCGCAGCCGCAACUACGAUUGCACGAAUUACGUGCGGAGAAAUACCAUGGAUUGGUUCGGCUUUUGAAACCAGGAUGUCGAACCAUCAUUCUGCUGGUUGACGCCCAAAGCAGAUUAAAGUUAUUACCAGCUUUCCACAAAGCUGUGUGGCCUUAUAGAAAGAAUAAGACGCUUAUGUUCGCACAUAUGUCAUUAGAAAGGGGUCUCAAUUGGUACAAAAAGCUAUUAUCUCUUACCUUACCCGAGCAGAAAGAAUUGAAUAUAAAUGCCAAGAACUGCGUCGGCACGGUCCUGUCCUUAAACGGACAUCGAAAGUACUUCUGCAUGUACCAUGCUAAACACCCAGAAUGCGCCAAGGGUAAAGGUUCUAAGCGUAUGGAGAAGAUGGCCAAACAACUUGCCCAAAGACCGGAGGAUCCGGAAGCAGGCGCUUUCAUCGGUUUCGACAGUUCCAACGAAUCCGAUCUAUCUCAAGACGAGGGCGGGGGCAACAUUUUAUAUCAGGACAACCUUUUAGAUGGAUUACCAAUGUGGCUCGAUAGGUUGUUCGAAGGAUCAACGCAACGUUAUACUGUAAAUUAUUGGCCCGAGUUCACUGCCAAAUAAAAAACAAACAGGAGAAAGACGUUUUUUCUAGACGCGUAGAGGAGACUGUGACGCUUAGGGACGUAUAUCUUGGAACAUACAAUUUAUUUUCCUAACACUAACGGAGGUCUUAAGUUUGGCUGCUUGAUAAUAUCGCUUCAGUUGCUUGUUGGCAAUUCGACCAAGUACAUGUCCUGCAUAGUCAUUUUGUUUUCAUCUAGAAAGAAUCGGAGCAAUUUCAUUGUAAUGAGCGAAAAUAUAGAAAACAGACCUUAUGUAGGACUACAUAAAUACGAACAAGCAAUUCUAGAUAUUUUCAAUGGAUCUGAAAUAGAAAAAGCUGCAAAAACCCAUGACGUUGAUACAGAAUAUCUAAUCAUGUUUAUGCAUACAAUUCUUACUAAAGGAAAAAUAAUUAAAAGCAAUGAUAGAAGUGUAUCAUUUUUGGACGAACUUUCAUUUUUACUUUAUAUAAAAAUGUGCCCUCGAGGACACUGCCUUUGCUUGGCAUGUUUAAAAAUAUAUUUGCCACCUCUGAUGUACCGUUUUGUCUCACGUAAUAAGUUGAUUUAUCCAAAAAGUUGGGAUGCAUUUAAGAAGGCAGAUUUCGAUACAAAAAUGCAAUUUAUAGAAAGAAACAUGAAUGAAAUCUCUACAUUAUUUCCGCAAGAUUGUUUAAGAACAUCUCCAGAAAAUUUACUUACAAAAUCGCUGCACCUUGACGAAGAAGAUUAACGAGUGUCUGUUACAUAAAUUUGCAGCAGAAAAAUUUUAGGCAAUCACAACUGUAAUACUUUUAUUGCAAGACGUAGCCUUCUAAAUUUAAUUGUUUUUUAAGCAGACGUUCGUUAUAUUUUAGAAUUCUAUGAUCCUAUAGACAACAAUUUCGAGCAAACCUAGAUUAUUAGAAGAGAUGUACAAUUUACACUUUUCAAAAACUGUAAAUGUUUACUUAAUCUCUGCAAAUCUACAGUUUGAAAUUGAAGAAAAAAAAGAUUGAUAAAUAGUGGAAAAAAUCAAAAAAAGUAUAUCAAAAGGAAUUAUUAGGUAUCACAGUCUCCUCUACAUUUCAGCAAAAGUGAUAAAGAACAAGGUUCGCCUAGUCAACCAGAAUUAUUGCCAUCAGGAUAUGCUGUGAUUCGAAUGGACACAGACGCGACCCUGUAUAAAGACAAAACAUAUUACUGAUCAUUACUUAUGCUAAGUACCAUUUAUAAACAUAUUUACAGUUUCCUGCAUUUUAAAGAUUUUAGAUUGGUCUUUAAGUAUUGUUAAAGAAAGUACAUUAUAAAAAGUUAUAUAGAAGAUAGGAGAGAGCGGGAGAUUAUUACACCGAACGGUGGAUCAGUUCUCUGGAUAUAGAUAAAGUUUUCUAUAUACUACUACUACAUCCGUUCCUAUAUAAUUCGGGAAUACUCUUUCUAUUCCUCGAAAUUGCUUGUAUCUAGUCAACACGUUACCAAAAAUUUAGCUGUAUUGCACAGUGCAAGCAAAUAGAUAAUUUGUAUUUCCUCAGAUAUGACUGCGAAAUCGCGAUCAAUUGCGAUUCUCGUUGUGUUCGACUAUGUUAAAUACUUAUAAUAACAAUCGCUAUUUUUAAUGUAAUAAAAAGAAAUGUAAGUCUGUAUUGAUAUGUUUAUGUAUCUAAUGCGUAUCUCUGUCGCUUAUUCGCUAUAUAUUUUUCAGUAUCGUCAUACUAUGCGAACUUAUUUCUCGAAUUCGAAUUAAUUCCGCAAGUAGCACAUAUCUAUUUACCGAAUUAAUAUCUUAUGAAUAUAGUUACCGUAAAAUCGAUAUUUGUAAGUGUGGAUCCAAAUGCGAGCAUGAUAAAGGUACUUAUACUUAUAAAAAAGAUAAUUGCCCUUAUCAAGAUUUAUAUACGUCCAUUACUUUGUUACUAAUUACUCUACUUUUGUAUCAAUCUCUUGUUAGUGUUGUAUAUUAUUUCAGUAACGUGUGUAUAUUCGUUAUUUAAAUAAUAUAUACAUGUAAUGUUUAAAUACUACAUUUCUUUAGCCAAAGUAUUUAGCAUUAAUGAAUUUUAAAACAUGUUUACUCUUGGAUUUUUUUUUCUAAAGCGACAGAUGUGUAGGUACAUUUCAUAUUGGUUGCUCUUGUACACGACAUUUCCUUACCGCAAGAAGCUAUUAGAAUAUAUUGAACGUGUAUUAGGUACGUAGCGACAUGAGGUACAUUGUAAUCGUUGAAAUUGCAAGUUAUGUGCGCUCAAUUGUUUAUACUUUAUAUCCUUAUACAUAUUACAUAUAUAAAGAUUAAAAUUGAUGAAACAGA
This is a messenger RNA of Vollenhovia emeryi, 4861 nucleotides long. It is a transcript of the gene l(3)80Fg, whose product is annotated as dnaJ homolog subfamily C member 16. The transcript has 13 exons. The record is from RefSeq and is a predicted model, not a curated record. Bases 170 to 2590 code for a protein of 806 amino acids. Lineage: Eukaryota; Metazoa; Arthropoda; Insecta; Hymenoptera; Formicidae.